UGGUGACCGGUUAUAGAAUUGAUAGCUCGUUUUUAACAAGCCCCCAAGGAGAGCUUUUGAAAUCGAGUCCUGGCGCCAUUUCAACUCCUCAGUCCCAUCACAAACCCACCAAUACAAAAAUCAAUAUCUUCACAACCCUUACCAUUUCAAGAUUUGGAACCACAACUACAUAAAUUGGAAUGAAAAAAUUCUUUGGAAAAGACCCAAAACCCUAAGUUAGAACAAGUGUUGUUGUCUUUGAAGAAACAAAGAUGGAGAUUCAAAGGAAAUUGGUCGUAUGUCCGGAGAACGAUGAGUUAGCAGAGUACAUGAUGAACAAGAUGCAGGAAAUGGCUCAAAGCCCCGAAGGGAUUUCCGAGAAUAUAUCCAUGAUUCUUCAAAAAGCCUAUACUAAUCUGUGCAAGUCCAAAACCCCAAUUGAGACUCUCAAACAGUUUUCUCAGGUCAAGGGUGUUGGAAAAUGGUUGUUGAGGUUAAUGAAAGGUUUUUUUGAAGCUGAUGAUCGUGGCGCUUCGUCAUCCGAGGAGAGUGAGGACUUUACUGAGAAAGGGAAGAAAAAUAAGAGAACAAAGCGUUACAUGCCUCAGAAGAAUUCUGUGGCUUAUGCCUUAUUGAUCACGCUGUACAGGAGUACAACAGACGGUGAACAAUUUAUGCAUAAGCAGGAGCUUAUUGAUGCUGCUGAAGCAAGUGGUCUAUCUCGUGCACCUAUUGGACCUGAGAAAGGGAAAGAAAAACCUGGACAAUUUAGCUCACCAAGGGACUGGUACAGCGGAUGGAGCUGCAUGGGGAACUUAAUAUGCAAAGGGCUUGUUGCUAAGUCGAGCUGCCCUGCAAAAUAUAUGCUGACGGAAGAAGGCAAAGAGAUUGCGCAGGAGUGUCUUUUGAAGUCAGGAAUUGUUGAUUCCAAAGAAAUAUCGGCAUCUUUGACGGGAUUUUCGAAAUUGAAUAACAAGGAAAUGCCAUAUAAGGCGACAACUAGCAACUUAUCGAAUAUGGAAGUUCGGCAUACUACUCCAGUGAGAAAAAGGGCAGUGCCAUCAUCUCAAUCAUCUGACGAAGUUAGAGAGAGGACACUGCCAGUAUCUCAAUCGACUGGCAAAAAGAAAAUGAAUGUCAUUCCAUCUGAAUCUCUUGACAGGUUUGUUCAAAUGGGAUUCUCCGAGGAACAAGUAAUUCAGGCUUACGAUGAAGUGUUAGAAACAUCAGAGAACAAAGAUAUAUCGUCCAUCUGGCCAUCUGUUCUGUGUCGUCUUCGAGAAGAUCAAGUUUAUGGUCAAGUUGGUAGUAUUAGAAUUGAAGACAGGCAAUCUGAGUCUACUUGCAAUGGAACAGUAAACAGUGCAAAGCCUUCUCGUACUGCUGAUUUUGCACAUUGUUCAAAUGCUUUGAAAGCCUGUUCAUCCACUCUUGUUGAUGAGCAAUUACCAUGUCUGGAAACUAGAUCCAAUCUCUUGGCGGUGCCACCAUUGGCUAAUGGAGAGCAAUUUAAAGAUGUUUAUGAAGUAGUUUUGAUAUUAGAUGAUCGGGAACAGUUUACUUCUCGAGGGUCACGAUCCAGGAAGAUAAUUGAGAACAUCAGCACACAAUUUAAAAUUAAGAUAGAUGUUAGGCGCUUGCCUGUUGGUGAUGCAAUCUGGAUUGCUCGCAACAAAUUUAUUGGUACUGAAUAUGUUCUUGACUUCAUUGUGGAGAGGAAGAACGUUGAAGAUUUGCAAAGUUCAAUCAGGGAUAACCGGUAUAGAGAUCAGAAGCUGCGGCUUUUGAGAUGUGGACUCAAGAAGCUGAUAUAUGUCAUUGAAGGAGAUCCUAAUGCUUGUGCUGCCACCGAAAGCAUCAAAACAGCUUGUUUCACAACCGAGAUCUUGGAGGGCUUUGAUGUGCAAAGAACAAGUGGUUUGGGAGAGACGUUGAGAAAGUAUGGCUAUCUUACUCAAGCAAUCAAUCAGUACCACAGAUGCAUGGAUAGCGAGCUGCCUAAUUCCAGGCUUUGCCCCCGGUUUAAAGAAUUUAUCAGGAAGUGUGAAGAUCUUGACAAAAUGACAGUUAGUGAUGUGUUUGCUGUCCAACUAAUGCAGGUCCCACAGGUGACAGAGGAAGCUGCUAUUGCUGUUCUUGAUGUGUAUCCAACACUUUCAUCUCUUGCUCGUGCUUGAUGGUGAUGUUCGUGCACAAGAGGAAAUGCUCAAAGAGCAGAGCAACAACUUAGUGAAUUCAGUUGCUAGCAAAAACAUUUUUCAUCUGGUUUGGAGCAGCUGAAUUCUGUCGCUCAAAGAUAAAUUGAUAGUGCAUUACAGGAUUUCUAGUGUUUUGUGUAUAUACACGAAAAAGCCCCAUCUUCUGGCUGAUAUCUUGUAUACAGAUGAUAAUGGCUACUUUCUAAUUUGGUUAGAUUUAUCAUUCAAGCUAGCUUUUAGUGUGACUUGCUGGGAUUACUAAUCAGUGCAGGUAAAUCGAAGUAGUCCUUACUGUCAUGGUUUUUCUUGGUCUUACUGUAUCUGGCUUGUCUUCAUUUUUUUGUUGAAGAAUUAGGGUGAGUUCAAGAAUGGAAAGUUUGAUAUUCAUACUAA
Capsicum annuum is the source of this 2570-nucleotide messenger RNA. RefSeq names its product crossover junction endonuclease MUS81. Gene Ontology annotation, molecular function: crossover junction DNA endonuclease activity; DNA binding; 3'-flap endonuclease activity. Gene Ontology annotation, biological process: mitotic intra-S DNA damage checkpoint signaling; resolution of meiotic recombination intermediates; double-strand break repair via break-induced replication. The record is from RefSeq and is a predicted model, not a curated record. Lineage: Eukaryota; Viridiplantae; Streptophyta; Magnoliopsida; Solanales; Solanaceae. Gene Ontology annotation, cellular component: Holliday junction resolvase complex; nucleus.